Messenger RNA from Galleria mellonella (greater wax moth), 6993 nucleotides. RefSeq lists its product as uncharacterized. The transcript is spliced from 2 exons. The record is from RefSeq and is a predicted model, not a curated record. Bases 6423 to 6959 code for a protein of 178 amino acids. NCBI's taxonomy places the organism in Eukaryota, Metazoa, Arthropoda, Insecta, Lepidoptera, Pyralidae.
CCUUAUGAACGUAAUGAUAAGUCUGAUUUUGGCGUAUUCGUUGAAAUGACAAAUGCUUGUCUUUAUUGUUCACUGGAUAAAUCUGUUAAAAGUUCCAUUACGGUGCCUCGUUAUAGCUGAUGAUUUUAAUUUAAAACAUUAUUUUGUUGGAAUUCAACAAAUUUGUUUUACAAACAGUAGUGUGUGAUAAUUACUUUGUAAGUGUAAACUGACAUAAUAAUUACUUGAAACGCUUUAUAUUCGUGAAUAACUAUUAAUUGUUGUAUCAAAUAAGCAGAACAGUUCCAAUAACUUAGAAAAUAGAGAAGAAAAUUUUAUAAUUCUACUACCCUCAUUAAUUAGAUUCACAAAUGAAUACAUAACUGUCGUGUGGCUUAACCACUUUGUUUUAAAUGAAUGUAACAUUUUAAUCGGACCCAACACAAGCUGCAUAAUCCAAAUUUUGACAAGUCAUUCGGUCAUACUUUGAGUAGAGAUAAAAUAAUGUAAAAUAAAAUUCUAGUUAAAUCUUGAAGAUAGUUUUGACAUUAUUAAAAUUGUUGGUGUGUUUUUUAAAAGUCAUUUUAAAAUAUAUGUAAAUAAAUUUUAGAUUUCCGACUUGCAAAUUUGAUUAUUGCCAGGGUUAAAAAUUAUUAGAAAAAUUAAUUCAAUUAUAUUUUACCAUUGUUUUCGGUAUUUUUUUUUGUUGUUGUCUAAAUGGAAUUACAAUAUAAACAUGGUUAAAAAUACAUUAUAAUGUGAAUGUAUAUCGCUUACGUUUAUGGUUUUUUUUUUGUAUAGUUUUUGUUGAAAACAUAAAUUCAGAAUGUAACUGAAUUCUUUUCAAAACCUAUCCACUUGAAGUCUGCAUUUUGAAGUACACACGCAGUUGUAAUAAAUAGGUAUGUUAAAUGUAACAAUGGUAAUGGUUACUACCAGUUUUUAAAUCAAUAAUUGUUAAAAACUGUUAACAUUUAGAGCAGACAUUAACAUGAGCAAUAUUGGGCAUAGGACAAACCAAUAUUUUAGCUGAGAGGUAAUUUUAUAUAUAAAAUUGUUUUAUAGCCCUAAAAACAUUUAUUAAAAAUAUAAUUUGUUUAAAUUACUCGUAAUAUUAGCAGGCUAUUUUGUGGUCUUCCAAUUUUUUUUGAAUGCGAUUAAUUUCUUAAAUUAGCUUCUUUUAUAAAAGAAAAAUAAAAUAUUAGAAAAUAGUACAGAAAUAAUUUAAGAAAAAAGAUAAUUUCUCCCCGCAAUUAUUACAAAUGUGUGCGUGCCUCUCACCAGGAAUGAUGGGAUAAAUUGAUUUCUAAAAAGUGUGAUAGUAUUAUAGAUUUAUAAAUAAAUACGACUCAUAAAUAAUAGUUUUAAGGUACAAUUUUAUUAUAAUUUUGCUUCCACUAAACGGCGGUGCACACAUGCGAGUUACGAUAAUCUCCAGAAAAAGAAAAAAAAAUAGCAAGCAACAAUUUUGUUAAUAGUUUUUUUUUUCUUACAUUCAAAUCGCUGCGUCUAUUUUUGAUUAGCGUGUGUGGCCUUCGUGUAAACAUUAGUUACUAGUAGUAAAUAUUAAUUCCAGUGUUGUCUCAUUUAAUUUUCUAUCAGUAUUUAUCUCUGUACUCAUAAAGAGUUUUGUAAAUAUUUACACAAUGUAAAAUAAAUAUUACUUAUAUUUUCAUAUAAAAUUGCUGUCUCAAUAUGUACUACUUAAUAUAGCGGUUCACAUAGAAUAUAUUUUUUCAUAUUUACGUGUAUGUAAAGAUACAAAUUUUGACACUUCGACUUAUGACUCUUUGCAAUAUUUAAUACAUAUUUAGCUAUUUAAUAUUGUUAUUGUAAAUAUUGACAUUAUUAUUUUUUCGAAACCGAUCGUGUUAUUUAGUGCUGUUUACGGUUUUUACGUUUUUGUGCGUUCAGUAUGAAUUUGCCCGGGAGUCUAUGAUGUGUAUGAUUUAUUUUUUCUUAAUAUUAAAAGACCAAUUAGUUUAUUAAACUUUUUUAUGUAAACAUUCAAAUAUCACGUUACAUUUUUAAAAUUUAUCUGAGCAAAUUCAUACAAAUUAAUAAAUGAAACGAUUAAUUUUAAUUUAGACAACUAGUUUUAUAUAUCAUUAUUAUUUUUUUUUUCUUAUUAGACGAGCUUAAAAUUGGCACAAAAUAAAAAAAAAAUCUUUUACUCCGCUAUUUUUCUAAUGAAACUUCUUAUUGAAAGAACAAUAAUUUUGUAAGAUCACAUUAUGCUUAUUUACUUACCUAUAUAUACAUAUUUUAACAUGCUUAGCGAAUACCUGACUGAUUUUUAGAUUAUAGUUCAUCUAGUCUUAAUAAAUCUUUGUUUUACUAACAAUUCGUUUAUAGAUAAUCCGUAAAUUGUAAUAACUGUAAUUUUUAAUAUUACAUUUGUAAUAAAAUAGUACGUAGAUAUUACCCACUGACUUUUAGAUAAUUACAAGUAAUUACAUAUCCACCAGAUUACUAGUCAAUAUGACUUGUAUCAUAAAAAUCUUUGAGCUAUUUGAUUACAAUUUUUAGAUUUUUACGAUACAAGUUUGCAAGUUAGUAGCUUGUAAUCUUUAGACUUUAUGCACUUAUCGACUAUAUUAUCAGUUGAUGUAGUGUAAUUUUUUAAUACGUUAAGAAUAAACGUUCCACAUAGGCUUUUAUUUUUAUUAUGAAAUACAAAAAAAAAAAAACAUUAAAUCAAUAAUAUCGAUAAGUGUGUACUAGUCUUUACAGUAAUACCUAUAUAACCAGUUGUAUAAAUAUGAUCCAAUAAUAAACAAAAAUAUAUUGGCAUUUUUUUUUUAUUUCAAUUAUUGAAUUUUGCUUUUUUCUAUUGAAAAUUGUCAGUGAAAAGUUUGAAUCGUUUUGACUUUUGUCUAAAAAGACAGAAAAUAAUUCUACAUACUUGAAUAUUUUAGUAGGGCGAAGUAAAUUUAGUAUUUUUUUUUUAAUAUUUCAAAAAAAGAAUCACUACCCGCCAUGUCAGAGUGAAUAACGUAGCAUGUUAGGUUUCACUCGUCUCCUACGAACACUGCACUUACUACUAGGUAGAAAGUCAUAUUUUGCAAAAAUGAAUUCUGUUCUCCAUCUAUAAAUACUAUUUUUCUUAAUUUUGUUUUUCUUCGUUUUGUAAAUAUAAAAACAUUUCAAUGAUAGCAUUGUUAUUACAUAACCGUAAUAUAUGUUAGGGGCCUUUAUGUCUCGCCAGCGCCUGUUUCGGGAUUUUACAACGCUUUAUGGUAACCAUAGAGUUCAAAAUUGUCUACACCGAUAACCUCUUUUGUUUCUGUAAUGGGCGCAUACUAUAUUUUCUUUUGGUCAAUAAUUAUUAAUAAUUAAAAAAAUAUUUUGAACUAGUAACCCGCCACAGCUUCGUACACCUGGAUAGGUAGAAGAUUUUUUAUUCAAAAAAUACAGUUCAUGUUACUAGCUGAUGUUGUAGUGUCUUUAUAGAUAAAAGAAUGUUUAAAAUCGGUUUAAAAUUUUUUGAGUUCAUCCAUUACAAACAAAAAAUGAAAUCUUUAUAAUAAUUUCUCUUUAUAAUACCAUAGUAUCAUAAAAUGAUAAAAAUAUUGAAUUUUAGUUUCGUGUUUCUCAACCAUCUUAUUUUUAAUUUAAGAAUUUAUUCAAUAAAUUUUCGAAUGACCAACAAAUGCAGUUUCUAUUUUUAUAAUAUUUACAACUUGUAGCAAUCAGUUACUUGCAAAUUGUUAUACAAACAUUAAGCUUCGCCCGCAGUUUCAAUCUUACAGUAUUGCUAUUUAAUUUCCAUAUUUUAUAUAUAUAUAUAUAUAUAUAUAUAUAUAUAUAUAUAUAUAUAUAUAUAUAUAUAUAUAUAUAUAUUUAAAAUUAUUAUUUACAUUAUAAUAUAUUUAAAAAAUAGUCUUGUCUUAUAAUUGGAACCUAAAAGACACAUCAUAAGAAUUCAUUAUUUUACAAUGUUUUUUUAAUAUAAAUCAUUACGUCCGUCGUCUACAUUUUCCAUUAUGUACUGAGUUUUAAGUUAUUACCUAUAAUAAUAAACUAAACCAUUAUAAAAUAUAAAAUACUUAUUUUAGUACCAAAAUUACAUUACAUUAUUCCCACCAUUAUUGACAUUCUAAGUCAUAAGUUCGAGUAUUCUACAUCACGUUAGCAUAAUUAGUUCCAAAAUUAAAUUUCAAUUAAAUGAAAUCUCAUGGGAAAUUUUACAUUCAUAACUAAUACUUUCCAUUAAUAUCAGAAAUAAAUUAAUGUAAAAGAUUAAUGAAAGAAACUUUUCAUUGACAUGAAUAAAAAUGUAAAUUAAUUAAGUUUAAAAGAACAUAUAUUCUUAAAGCAAAUAGGCUGAUAAAUAAUUCCGCAAAGUGUAUCAUAGUUAAAUUUAUGGUUAAUUUUACUAAUUUAUAGCAAGACGUGAUGGAUCUUAUAGUUUUGUAAAAUAAAUUGUCUUUUUAAAACACUUUCUUAAAGAUAGUAAAAUAUUUACUUUAAUGUUUAAAUUAUUUAUUACAAUUAAAAUAGAAUUAAAAUAUAAUAAUAAAAUUUUAUUAUUUCAUCUCACAAAAUUUUUCGCAAUAAUAUUAAUACGCCAAAAAAUAUUUUACCAUUUCAGUUCUUUAGAGGUAUAUAUUAUUAAAAUGCACAUAUAUAAAAUAAUAUGUAUUUUAAUAAAAUAUAUGCUUUUGUUUAAAUAUAAUAAAAAUAUUGUUCAACCACUUCGUAGUGGCGUGUUUUGUGUUUAAUUACUAUUGUAAUAUUCAGUCGCAGUAAAAAUGUAAAGGAACUAAAUACGAAAAAUAUAUUAAAUAUUAAUAUUGUUCAUAUUAUAAAAAUACUAAUUUAUUUUAAUUAAAUAUAUCGUUACAGACUUUGUGAAUGACUAUACGAGUAUUCCAUGUUUUAUUUCCAAAUACAGAACUAUAACAAUGUAUUAAAUGUAAGACACUACGUUACAUAAUUUUAAUUAGUAAAUUGAAUUCAUUCUUUUAAUUUUUUAUUUAAUUUACUAUAAUUACAUUUUGGAAUGAGUUGGCUAAUAUGAAUCCGUAUGAUCCGAAGCAAAGUUGUCGCCUUAUUUUUAAGAGAGCUACUAAUAAAUUCAAAUCUGAUUUAUAGAAAAUCAUAUUAACGGACAAUAUACAGUUGAAAUUAUGGCUGCAUCAUAGAUUUUCAUUAAUUUUUACUAGUGUUAGUCGGUGCCUACGUUAUUAUCUGGAAUGAUCGAACGUUGACUUUUAAGAGACAGGCAAUAAGGUUGAUGUCAGAAGUUGUGAAUAAAAUUGAUGAAAUUUUAAAUGUAAACUUAUUCAAAUUGAUGAAAUUUUGUGAUUGAAAUUGAUGAAAUUUUAAAUGUAAACUUAUUUAAAAUUUGAGUUACACUUAUUUAAUUAAAAUUAUGAAACUUAACAAAAACUAAACUUAAUCUUCUGAUAUGUAUCCGUUAUAUAUUUUUGUUACUAUUUCCAUAAUUAUGUUGAAAUGUUUUGGCGGAUUAUAUUGUUUUAUAAUUUCAAUUUUUUGUAUAUAUUUGGUACAAAUGUUAAACUACAAUAAAAAAAUAAAAAAACAUUUGUGAAUAUUUGGUAAUUAUCCAAUAUUACUUUGUACAUUGAAAUAUUAUUUUUCUUUUAUUUUUAUAAUUUCUUUAGUUCACAAUCAGAUGUUAUAUAAUUUGAAAAGCUCGAAUGUUAUUAAAUAUGAUUUAAUAUUUCGCUUGAAUUAUGUCUUCGGAAUGUUUUGGGGAGGCUAUAUUGUUUUACGCUUUAGUAAAUAUGUUGCAAAAUAUAUUUAAGUAAGUAAAAUUUAUUACGUUUUCUUUUUUCUGAAUAUCCAUUAAAUAAAUUCUCCAAAUAAAGUAUAAAGAAGGUCGAUUCUAUAGAUUUGACUGUACCGAAUACACAAACGUGAAAAAGUUUUUAGAGCAAAAAAAUUUUAGGUUACCACUUAUUAUCUGCUUAAAGGUAACUGGUAGGGUACCGUCGCCUAUCUAUCUAUAUAUUAUCAACAAUUUAUAAAAUACACAGUAAGCAUACGGUCUACAAUACAACUCAAACCGAAGCAAUCAGUAAUGCAAAUAGAAUUGUAGAAAUACGAGUGAGAGAAAGAUACAGGCGACUUUGUAAAAUCUCCCUUUGAUAAAAAAUUUUUAUUAUGUAUUAAAGAAAAAAAAAAACUAUACAUAAUAAACCACAGAUAUACACUAAAACUCAAUCAUGUAUCAAUAAUCCUUAAAAAUAUUAGUUCAAACAAUCUAUUAUAAUCUUCUAAUCCAAUCUAUUUUAAAAUAAAUAUAAUAAAAAGAUAAUAACUUGAAAAGUUUCAGUUAUUAAUUUUUUAUAGUUUUAUUCAAACAUUUUCUUAUAUAAUUUUUAAUUAAAAACACUACUAAUCAUUUGAUCAUUUAUUAUCGUCAUCGACUCUACGUUGUAAUAAUUUUCCAGUCGUUAUUGAUUUCUUGAAGUAUGGUUAACUUUUCUGAACCAUUUUAUAUAUACUUUAUUAUGAUUCAGAUAAAUACUAUUUUUUCACAAUUUCUCAAUCAUGUAGACUUACAAAAAGUGGGCGAAGUUGCACUUAACAAAGAUAAAUUUAAUGUUUUAAAACCAACACUACACGUAGUUUCCGAUUAUUUCAAGGAUUUUAUGAUGAGGAGUGAAAAUGAACAUUUUCCAUCUAAAAGAGUUUUCAUUGAUAAGAACGGGUUCAGACAUUUUUGGAGCGUACUUGGUGAUAAUGAUAAAAGCCACAGAAAGACUGAUACUAAGGAGAAUUUGAUAAAUUACAAUACUAAAGCAACGAAUAAUGAUGUAGGGAAAACUGCCAACAAAACAGAUAUAACAAAUAAUUCAAAUGUUAAGAAAAAACCUAAAAGAAAAAAGGAAGUAAAUGAUGAUGACGAUAAAUUGCUCAGACAAAGUACUAGUAAUAAAACAGUUGCUAAGACUUCAUUCUUUUGUCCUUUCUUUGGAAUUAUAACAAUGACUGCAUUUGUAGAUUAAUUAUAUUAGUUAAAUAUUAAAAAUGUGGUUUAUA